UUUCACAGGCUCCAGGACCCACGAUUACACUAGCGAUGGGGAACUUCCUGUCGUUUUUCACUCUGUAUUAACAAACUUUUACAGAUUGUUUUUUUUUUGUUUGUUUUUUUAUGUAGACGGCUUUGGAGGAUCACGUGCAUGAGGUGGAAAAGAAGGUCGCUUGCUGUCACACUCUCGAGAACCUGAACGUUUUCGGCAUCCGAUUAUCUUUUCUGUCAGUUCUGGAGAAAACUUCAAACACAGUCUGGAGGGACUGAAGAUUUUGCAUUCAAAAACAAAACAAAACAAAAUAAAUAAUGAUGUUGGAUGAAAUGACGAUGUUGCCGCAGAGACCGCCUAAGCGGCGCUGGUUAAACGUGGACACCUACGAGGAAAAGACGAACCUGCGCGUCUCGAAGCGUGAAUGUUUGCGGGGCCGCUUUAACAGGACCAUGUGCAGGAGCGCAGGGAGAGUGCGGGAGGGCAACGUGAACAGCGAACAGCAAUGCAAGCGGCAGCUGGAGUUUCUGAAGCGGAGGCAGCUGCCAGUAACGACUCCCCCGAGCAGCGAGGUCGAAGAGGGGAACAACUGCGAGCCAAAGCCGACUUUACGGUCAGCUAAGGUUCAGAGACCAGACGCGGCUAUGAACAGGCGGUCGGUGGUGAUGUCACAUGACCUAGGAAUUACCUGGCCGGAGUUCCCUGUUGAUAAGGCUCCCUGGCUGAGUAAAGGGACGCUAUACAAGAGCACGCAGCCGCCUGGACUGCUGGGUAAUCAGCUGCCUGGAGGCCCUGCCCGCUCCUCUGGACGGCUGCAACACGAGACCUUCAAACAGGAUGGAACCGUGAGAAGAGAGCGCGGAACUCAGACCUCCGAGGACGUAAAGCAGGAUUCGAGUGUGCAAACCGAGAGUGGUGUAACUGCUGUCAUGGAAAAGGAAGUUCUCGAGCUUUCUGCCUACUUACAGGAGGCUCUUCGACGUGAACAGGCUCUUAAGCACAAGCUUUCUAUCCUGCAACAGCUGAUGUCCUCCUUGCUGUGCUCCUCAGAUAGACUGUGGACGGCUCGGUACAAUGAAGAUCUUAUGAAAUGCAAAAUUGGGUCUCUAGAAUCACAGCUGCAAGUGUGCAUGCAGGGCGGCACGAAGAAGGGGAUCAUUGAGAUGGGGGAGCAGAAGCUGAGGCUCGAGGAGAAAGCCAAGGAGUCUCUGAAGAGAGUGCUGAUGGAGAAGAGCGCGGCCGAGGAGAAGGUGCAGAGCCUGCAGAGGGCUCAGCUGGCUUUGCAGCAGGAGAACUCCCAGCUGAAGGAUUCUUAUGAGAAGGUGAAGGAGAGCUGGGCCGAGCUCAAGAGUAAACACACGCAGAGCGUGGACCAGCUGCAUGUCCUGCAGAGCAAGCUCGAGAGAGCGGAGAGCCGGGAGGUCGCGCUCCAGGCCAGGAUGGAGGGGCUGCAGCAGGACCGGGAUGAGCUGGCGUCCCGAAUCGACGUGCUGGAGGAGGACCGGCACCUGAAGAGAGAGCAGCUCGGCACCCUGACAGAAAAACUGAAGAGUCUUGAAGAUCAGAAAGCAACACAGGAUGUCACGGGUACCAGCGUGUGGAACAUAAAUUCACAGCCGUUUCACACAGGGGACAGAUUCUCGAUGGACCAGGCUGGCCAGGGGGACACGAAGCUGAGGCACCAACUGCUGGAAAUUGAGUCAAAGCUGGGGGCGAAAGAGACAGAAUGCUCAGAGCUGCGCGGGGAGCUGGGAAACCUGGAGGACGAGUACCAGUCGUGCCAGUCGAAGCUGCGGCAGUGCAGGGAGGAAUUAAACCGCUUUCAGGGAAGGAGAAGCCAGACGCGACGCAGCAAAUGGAUCUGCCUGUCUGUGCUGCUGGUUGUCGUGGCGAUCGCAGCCUCUGCCUUUUACCCAGACCUUUACGAGCACAUGAACCUCCUCUUUAGAUUGUUAGAGAGACGAUUAAACCAGUAUUUAAACUGACAUGUCAAACACAGUCCCACGUGGCUCACCUUGUGAAAGCUCUACAGCCACACUGCACAGCGACUCCCAGUGUAACGGUUAUUGGGACCUUCCUGAAACAUCUCGACUGACAUUCAUUAGCUUGUGUCCCUCCCCCACACGCUCUCUGCAAUGCGGAUUGCUCAGAUUCUCUGUAUUGAACUUAGUAGCUUAAUUAAACUAAUAUAGGGGCGCCACAAGUGACAUCAUUGUGGUCAUUUGGGAAACGCCCCUCCCAGAGAGAAUACAUUGAAGGGCUAGUGUAUAGACUGCAGGGAUGGAAGUAAGACUCCUAUUGCAUAGCAGUGUCACUCAUUCCAGGUUUUACUUGAAGCCUGGUUAGCCAGUGUAUAGGUAACAAGCUCAGGUAUAGGUAACAUAGUAAAACCUGCUAUGCAAUGGGAGUCUUAUAGCCAUGCCUGCCCUGUUUGAAUAGGUACACUGAAUCAACCAUUCACAUGCUUCCAGAAAGACCAUCUCUUUGAUAUAAAGUAUUUUUCAUGGGCUGACAUUAUUCAAAGAGACAGAAGAUCCCAAAGACUUAAAACUAUUAAAGUUACUUGCUUUUGGCAGUUCACAAAGACCCUGUUUUAGGUGUGCCUUCUUGUUUCUAGAGCAUUAUUUACAAGCCUCACAUUUUUAUUUUUAUCUAGUCUUGUAUUCUAUUGCCAAAAGCACUGGUUUUGUGAAGGUGCCGUGGUUGUUUCAAUACUUUUGUACUGUCGUUUUG
Acipenser ruthenus (sterlet) is the source of this 2712-nucleotide messenger RNA. RefSeq names its product TRAF3-interacting JNK-activating modulator. The coding region runs from base 297 to 1964 and encodes 555 amino acids. The record is from RefSeq and is a predicted model, not a curated record. Lineage: Eukaryota; Metazoa; Chordata; Actinopteri; Acipenseriformes; Acipenseridae. The transcript is spliced from 15 exons.